Messenger RNA from Naegleria gruberi, 738 nucleotides. RefSeq lists its product as uncharacterized. The transcript has 3 exons. NCBI's taxonomy places the organism in Eukaryota, Heterolobosea, Eutetramitea, Acrasida, Naegleriidae. The record is from RefSeq and is a predicted model, not a curated record. Bases 1 to 738 code for a protein of 245 amino acids.
AUGAGUGGUUCAUCAUCGGAGGGAGCAUCAUCAACUGCCAGUGCUCUUCCACCAUUGGAAUAUCAUAACUUGACUUUGAAUGCAAAGAAGAGGAGAUUUUAUACACCCUAUGAAGUGAGUGAACAUAAUUGUGCUAGUGAUUGUUGGGUGUCGUUUUUAAAUAAGGUGUACAACCUUACUCCACUCAUUGCUCUAAACAAAACUUCUGUAUUAAUUGAACCAAUUGUUGCUAAUGCUGGAAGGGAUAUUUCCCAUUGGUUUGAUGCAACAACACAAGAUGUAAAAACAUGGAUAGAUCCAAUCAUUAACGAAAGAGCCUUCUAUACACCAAUGAAGAGAUUUUUACAUGUACCUGCACCACCUUAUGAAGCAAAAUCAAAAACUCAAGAAGUGAUUCCUGUAGUGCCUUGGUGGCAAGACUCAAAGUACAUGAUUGGGUAUUUAUCAAGGAAAACCCGAUUUAUAAGAAUUAUCAAUACACUAACACAAGAUGAUCAUCAAUUGGAAGUCUGUUCUGAGGAGACAUUAAGGGAGAUUUUGGAUAGAUACUUGGUUUUCAAUGCUCAUGCAGCAAGUUACACAUGGAAACGACUAGGAGAAGUUUUAGAUAUGGAAAAAACCUUAUCUGAGAAUGGAAUUGAGGAUGAAGAUGGAGAGUUUGAAGAGUUGGGGAUUAGAGAUGACUAUUACAUUCCUGCCAUCCAUCUCAUGUAUAAUGAUGAUUUAACAAUUGGCUAG